AUGGCAAUAGGAGCAGACGUCCAGAUCGGCAGGUACGCUGCUCUUUCCGUCAAACCUGGUUACUACGUCCCUGCUUCUGCGAUGAAUUCAGACGAUCCCGCAGCAUUCGUGUGGAAAUGCUUCGGUAAUCACAGACGUUGCCCUGGUGGACCGCCUGGAGCGUGCAGCAGCAAUCGAGCGAACUCAAGUCUCGCGUGCACAGAGUGCGUCGACGGUUACGCGCCAGCUGAAGACGGCACGUGCAGCAAGUGUGACCCGACAGCCAAGUUCAUGGUUCCGGCGGCUUGCUCGGCGAUCGUCGAUGACGCCUCGGGCGAGCCGCCGCAGCCCCCAUUCUUCGAGGCAAUGUCCACGAGCCUUGUGCCGAAGUUUGAGCAAACCGCGGCGGAAACAGCCAUGGGAGCAUAA
Prorocentrum cordatum is the source of this 408-nucleotide messenger RNA. Lineage: Eukaryota; Dinophyceae; Prorocentrales; Prorocentraceae. The record is from the annotation of a GenBank genome assembly.